AAAAAAAGAACUUUAACAAGAUAUGGGUAGUGACGACGAUUUGUUUGUAUCCCGGUCGAGGUCCUGUUUAUUUUUAUUUCGCCUUUUCAAUCGCCAAUGACAUUCGCGUUGGGGAAACACUUUAUUGAGCGCACUGAAAAAGUAGAAGGAAGGGAAGAUGUUUUCAUCUACUCGACAACGUGGUGGAAUGCUAAGGGGAUUUUGAUUUCAAAGAUCAAGGCGCUUUUUCUCGAUGGUACCUCAGAUCCUACGAACCCGAAGCGCGAUACAGCGUAUGUCGUAAAAAACAGUGUUUAAACAAUCCCAUUGUAUACUGCCCAACAUGGAAUUGAGCGAAUACCCCUCCUGCAAUGGCGCUGGCAAAUUUACAUCAGAAAAUUGGAGAUAUGAACUCGUUUAGCGGUUAGAGCUCUUACCCACCCCAUCGCCCUUAGCAUGCGAGUGCAGCGGGAGGUUGCUCGGCGCGAGCUUUCGGAAAACAGAGUGAAAUCCCGUGCGGGUUGAAUCGCCACACAUUUCAUUCCACCGUGGUGGGGUUUCAACAAUGCGGACGGGGGGGAUACUGCACAACCCAACGGUUCGGUCUCUGCUAAGAAAAAAGGUUGAAAAAUAAUCACACCAAACUCUUGGGAGGCGCAGAGUCUGACCACGUGUACAAUUAGUUGAAUCACCCGUAUUCUCACACGAAUCUUCGAUAGGGUUGCACAUGAAGUGCACACCGACAACGUCCGCUUUGUCAUAGGGCUUUAUGUAAAGAGCCAUACCGAGGAGGUGUCUAGUAUGUAGAUUUUUAUCGUGGCCAUUUGCCGCGAGGUUCAAUCUAGGAAAUGAACUCCAGGAAAGCGUUUACUUUAAAGACACUAAAAAAUAACGGCAACAAAAUGGGAACAAAAUCACACGAAUAAAUUCUAACUUAGCAUCGUCACUCAUUUUAUUCUUUCCACCGAAAAAAUAAAAUGAUCGAUUAUAUUUAAAAAUAUAUACUAAGCUCCACCACCUGUUACGCUGUUCUGUAUUGACGUCGUUGUGGGUACCCCAUCUAUCCCCAUAUUCUCCCCUUGUGGUGCUCUUCUUCACAGUUGUAGGGAACGAAACCGAACCCCCCGACCAUCCCGUCGCCGCGAUGAUGUCCAAGGCGGCCUACGUCAUGCACGACCACAUCCGCCGCAGCUACUCCUACAUCACGGACCUCCACGCCCCCAACACCUUCCUCUGCCGUGGCCGCCUUUCCUUCCCGCAGGGCCUGACCGCCAUCGCGCUGUGGUUCUACCAGAAGACCCCGGCCGACCUCUACGCCCACGCCUACUUCGUCGAGCGCCAGGCCAACCCCGGCCAGCCCUCCCCGCAGAUGCACACCACCGAGGAGGUCCAGGGCGUCCUGAAGGUCAUGCAGGGCCUCCGCCAUAUGCGCGACGACCUCACCAAGCUCGACAACACCAUGGCCGUCGUGACCGAUUUCCUCGUCCCGGCGAAGGCGACCAUGCUCGUCUUCGACCCGCGCGAGGCGAACGCGGGCCCGCCGCCGCCCAGCCCCGAUCUCGCCCCGCCCCCGGAGGACGACGCGCGCGAGGGCCCUAAUCCUUUCGCCGACGGCUCCAGCCUCUACUCCUCCCACUUCUCCUCCACUCGGACGAUGGAGAAGAUCCACGAGGCCCCGGCGAAGCCCUCGCGGGUGCACUUCCCGGGCGCGACCGAGGCCGUCGCCAACGCCGCGGCGACCCAGGCCUACUUCCGCGACGUCCUCCAGGCCUACAAAAAGGAGCGCAUCGACGCCAUGCCGGACGGGAAUUUGAUGAUGAAGGAAAACAACGCGGAGGCGGAGGAGGGCCCGCGACGGUUGCGAAACGCCGUCGUGGGCUACCGCGAGCGGGAAGGGGGCCACACCAUUUUGUACAACCCCUGCGAGCUGAACGAGCGCACCUUCGCCGAGCUCAUCCUCCGACUCGAACGCGAGAAGCGUGUGGUGAAGACGAUCGUGGUGCCCACGCGGCAGACCUGGCGGGAUCUGCAGGUCUGGGCGGAUGCCUUUCCCGACGCCGCGAUUCUCGCCAGCGGGGGGAUCCCCAUCGCCCCCGCGGCGGAGGGCGAGGAGGGGAGGCCGCGGUCGGGGAAUAUUCCCCCCUCCCCCCGCUAUCGGGACGUCGGGAACGGCGUGAUGGGGAUCAUCUUUCCCGAGGUCGAUCUGGAGGCCGAGGAGCGCGAACGCGAGGCAGACGAAAGGACAAAGGGCCCCGGCGCCGCCUUCCCUGCGGAUCAACCUGGGUUUCCCGGCUUCCUCCACGGUGAGGACCCGGCGGAUGUCUUGUGGGAUCCCGACGCCUCCCAUCUCUUUUCAACGGUGGGGGGGAGUCCAGUCCCUCGCUACGGCCUUCGCGCGGAGGACGCGAAGAGGGUGCGGGAUCUGUCGAAGGAGGGGAUGCCGCCCUCCCUGAGCCUGACGCCGCGGAUUGAGCUCCUCCACGUCCCCGGGGAUGCCUACACGGGGGAGUACGUCCUCUACGACCACCACAGCCGCCACCUCGCCUGCGUGGAGCUCUUCCACGGCGGGUAUAGCGACUUCGACGCGCUGAACACGUGGCUGGUGCGGGUGUGGUUUAAGUUCAUGCGGCGUGGGAGCCAUAAGCGGAUCGACCUCGUCCCGCGGUUUAAAUGGCGCCAGGUGGGGCUGCAGGGGACGCUCGGGGUGCUGCAAGGGUGGCUGGACGAGCUCACCCGGCGGCGGGGGAUUCACGGCAUCGCCUACGCGCACGGGACGCCGCCGCUCGUAGACGAGGCGGCGAAUCGUCUGCGGGAGCAAUGGAACCUCCCCCCGCUGACAACGGAGGAGCUGCGCCGGGCGGAGGAGGCCGGGGCACCUCAUAGCAAUCCCGAUGCCAACACACAGCAAUAA
Messenger RNA from Phytomonas sp. Hart1, 2890 nucleotides. The record is from the annotation of a GenBank genome assembly. Lineage: Eukaryota; Euglenozoa; Kinetoplastea; Trypanosomatida; Trypanosomatidae.